Postia placenta MAD-698-R-SB12 is the source of this 1158-nucleotide messenger RNA. RefSeq lists its product as hypothetical. The record is from RefSeq and is a predicted model, not a curated record. The coding region runs from base 1 to 1158 and encodes 385 amino acids. The transcript has 10 exons. Lineage: Eukaryota; Fungi; Basidiomycota; Agaricomycetes; Polyporales; Adustoporiaceae.
AUGUCGGUGACACUACCAGAACGGGCCGUUGAAGAGGUCCUGGAAUACAACUUUCAACAGAAUUGUAUCUAUUAUGCUUGUGUUGCUCUCCUUAUUGAUCAUGUUGCCCUGAACGAUGAACAACGUCUGUGGGGGCGAAGGUCUAUUGCCACACUACUCUCUGCCAUCAACUGGCUUGCUAUCACUGGCACUAUCAUUACAUUCAUGCUCCUUCAGCAAAAUACUACACAAGUAGGAAGCAUAUAUCUCAUUAUUCAUCCGACAAGAUGUGUAUCUAUCGGCUAUGUCUAUGUAUUGGUAUUCCUCGUCAAUUCUGCCAUAUCUCCAUUGGUAGCUGCCCUGCGUGUACAUGCUGUGUCCGGGCGCAACUGGCGCUGGGUAUUGCCGGUCUGGCUCCUUGGUAUGGUGCCCGUUGGCACUAACAUAUGGCUCACGACUCAAGAGACAUGGCUUGUGAUUCCUCAAAUUGGGUGUAUGAGCAGUACAUCGAUGUUCAAAGCAUAUUCUAACAUGUAUUUGCCUUCUCCCAUAUGUACAGACACUUCUGUUGAUGUUGCUCCUGAUGUAGUGGCGAUCAUCACUCGUGUGUCUGUGGUUGUCUCGGACAUCCUCGUAGUUGCAGCAACCUGGUACUACAUCAUCCGUACAAGCUCUGUGAGAACACAGCUGGUACGUGAUAUGUGGAGCGCAAAGCCUAAUCUCACGACCGUCAUGCUCCGAGAUGAAGGAAAGUAUGUAUUCGCCGACGAUGACAUUCAUUUGAUGACCAGAAUCAUGUCUCUGCUCAACAUUGGCGACCUCGUCGUGUCCAUUAUCACCAUCAGUAUUUGUUCCUGCUACAUACUAGAUAUAACAAAUGUGAUCACAGCGAUGUCGAGCAUCUUAAUCUCCCGCUUCCUCAUCUGCAUCCGCGAAGCUGCAGAACGCUCAACACAGGCUUUCGGCUCCCAAUCUCUAUCCUUCGUCGAUUCGCAAGGAAGCGCUCCCCCCCAACCCUGGCUCUCUAGUGUAGAGUUUGCUUCAGACAUUGCCAACCGCUCAGCAGAGGAUGGCCAUGCGGAUGAUUUCCCCGAUCUCGAUGACAACGAUGAUAAUUUGGACUCAGGAGCCGAAGAAGAAGCACAGAUAGCCGAAGAAGAGAUUGAAAUGGAUGAGUAG